Pongo pygmaeus (Bornean orangutan) is the source of this 1414-nucleotide messenger RNA. Its product is annotated as E3 ubiquitin-protein ligase HERC2-like. The transcript is spliced from 7 exons. NCBI's taxonomy places the organism in Eukaryota, Metazoa, Chordata, Mammalia, Primates, Hominidae. The record is from RefSeq and is a predicted model, not a curated record. Bases 722 to 1414 code for a protein of 230 amino acids.
ACCCGGGAGGCAGAGGUUGCAGUGAGCCAAGAUUGCACCAUUGCACUCCAGCAUGGGUUACAGAGCGAGACUCUGUCUCAAAAAAAAAAAAAAAAGUGUAAAGUCUUAUGACUCCCAGUCCCAGGCUCAUUCAGCUGAACCACACCUGAUACCUUAAGGCCAUACUUUUUGCCACCAUCUUUGCAAACUUCAAACAAACAACAAACAAAUAAUAUAAUUUUGUUUGCUUUUGAGCUGGGAACAUAAUCCUUGGACUGCAUGUUCCGUGUCCUGUGGAGGAGGGAUUCGGAGACGGAGCUUUGUGUGUGUGGAGGAAUCCAUGCAUGGAGAGAUAUUGCAGGCGGAAGAAUGGAAGUGCAUGUACGCACCCAAACCCAAGGUUAUGCAAACUUGUAAUCUGUUUGAUUGCCCCAAGUGGAUUGCUAUGGAGGGGUCUCAGUGCAUGGUGACUUGUGGCUGAGGGUUACGGUACCGGGUUGUUGUGUGUAUUAACCACCGUGGAGAGCAUGUUGGGGGCUGCGAUCCACAACUGAAGUUACACGUCAAAGAAGAAUGUGUCAUUUCCAUCCCGUGUUAUAAACCAAAAGAAAAAAAGUCCAGUGGAAGCGAAAUUGCCUUGGCUGAAACAAGCACAAGAACUAGAAGAGACCAGAAUAGCAACAGAAGAACCAACGUUCUUCCGGGACCUUUUGUGGGAGUAAUCAGGGCAUAGCCAGUUAACAUGAUAUAUUUGCAUGCUGCCAUUAGUCACCAGGUUGACCCGGAAUUCCUUGGUUUAGGUCUGGGCAGCAUCCUCCUGAACAGCCUGAAGCAGACGGUGGUGACCCUGGCCAGCAGCACAGGCGUGCUGAGCACCGUGCAUUCAGCCUCCCAGGCCAUGCUGCAGAGUGGCUGGUCCGUGCUGCUGCCCACCACUGAGAAGCAGGCCCGGGCGCUCUCUGCUCUCCUGCCCUGCGCAGUUUCAGGCAAUGAAGUGAACAUAAGUCCAGGUCGUCGAUUCAUGAUUGAUCUUCUGGUGGGCAGCUUGAUGGCUGCUGGAGGGUUGGAGUCAGCCUUACAUGCAGCCAUUACUGCAGAGAUCCAGGAUAUUGAAGCCAAAAAAGAAGCACAGAAGGAAAAAGAAAUUGAUGAACAGGAAGCAAAUGCCUCAGCAUUUCAUAGAAACAGGACUCCAUUGGAUAAAGACCUUAUUAAUACGGGGAUCUGUGAGUCUUCUGGCAAACAGUGUUUGCCUCUGGUUCAGCUCAUACAACAGCGUCUUAGUCAAUGUGAAAGAAUGGUGAGCAUUGUUUUGGAAGGCCUGACUAGGAGGAGGUGGGAGAAGUCAGACUCAGCCUGUGAACAGAGACUAACUUUAGCAGAAGCCAAAACAGUCAGACAGUGUUGUCUAAAAAUGAUCAUUCAAGAAGAGUGA